UGAGAUGUGGAGUUGGGUCAAAACAAGUUGGGCUGGGCUUCGAAAAUAAAAGGAGAACCCUAGGGUUUGAACAUCACAUAUAAAGCCAGCGAUAUUGCUGUCUUCGUCUUCCUCAUCGCCUCUCUGCAAACACUUUAUUUUCUCUGCGGUUUGAGCUCGCGGCGGCGUUUCAGCAGCGCAUUAUCGGCGCCCUUGAAUCAUGGUGCACGUUAACUUCUACCGUAAUUAUGGAAAAACUUUUAAGAAACCCCGUCGUCCUUAUGAGAAGGAACGAUUGGAUGCUGAGUUGAAGCUUGUUGGUGAGUAUGGGCUUAGGUGUAAAAGGGAGCUCUGGAGGGUUCAGUAUGCCUUGAGCCGUAUCCGUAAUGCUGCCAGGAAUCUUCUCACCCUUGAGGAGAAGGACCCUCGUCGUAUUUUUGAAGGUGAAGCUCUUUUGAGGAGGAUGAACAGGUAUGGGCUGUUGGAUGAGAGCCAGAACAAGCUCGAUUAUGUGCUUGCCCUCACUGUUGAGAACUUUCUGGAACGUCGUCUUCAGACACUUGUGUUCAAGACUGGUAUGGCCAAGUCUAUCCACCAUGCUAGAGUCCUGAUUAGGCAGAGGCACAUCAGGGUUGGAAGGCAGGUGGUCAAUGUCGCCUCAUUCAUGGUGAGGGUUGAUUCUCAGAAACAUAUUGACUUCUCACUUACAAGUCCCUUUGGUGGUGGCCGUCCUGGCAGAGUGAAGCGAAGGAACCAGAAGGCUGCUUCAAAGAAAGCUAGUGGUGGUGAUGGAGAUGAAGAAGACGAAGAUUAAGGUGUUGAGCUUAAUAUAUUUCUCAGUGAUAAUGUUUGGAACAUGGUUUACUGUUUUUCAUCUUUGUUCUUGAGAAGCUUCGGUACUAGGAUUUAAGUGCUCUUUCAUUUUUAAACUAUCUGCGCUUGUUUUUUUCUUAUCAUAAUUAGCAAUAUUUACCUUGGAUUUUUGAAAUGUCUUGUACUGAUGCUGAUUAUGGUUAUUUGAGAUUUUGACCUUUUGUUUUU
Molecule: messenger RNA, 1020 nt
Organism: Daucus carota subsp. sativus
Lineage: Eukaryota; Viridiplantae; Streptophyta; Magnoliopsida; Apiales; Apiaceae
Product: small ribosomal subunit protein uS4y
Exons: 3
Coding region: 200-793 (197 amino acids)
Biological process (GO): ribosomal small subunit biogenesis; translation
Cellular component (GO): cytosolic small ribosomal subunit
Molecular function (GO): structural constituent of ribosome; rRNA binding
Source: RefSeq, a predicted model, not a curated record